AUUUCAAAACACUUCAAUCCUAUCAAGGGAUUAUUUACUUCUGAGUUCCGAUUCUCAGAUAGAAAUGGCCUUCGCAUUUUGGCAAAUUGUCGAUUGGAACCACGUGGCUUUCCACUUGUGGUCAUUAUUGGGUCUUGUAUCUAUUGCAAUGACUGUUUUCGUGUGUGGUAAACCGAAAAAGAAGAAGGAUGUUUCCGGGGCCCCAUCUGCCGAGAGUCCACCACCACCACCGCCAGCUCCGAAGGUUCCUGAACCACCAAAAGCUCCACCGCCAGCUGAUGCCGUGAAGAAGAUUGAAGAGAAGGGAGAGGAAAAGAAACCCGAAGAGCCCGCGAAAUCCAAAAAGAGUGAGAAAAAGGAGAAGUCCAAGAAUGAGGGAAGCAAGAAGGAGGAGGAUAAGGAAAAGGAAAAGGAAAAAUCGAACAAAGCGGAGGAUAAAAAGUCAGAAGAUCCAAAGAAGGAGGAUGCUAAGAAGCCAGAUGUCAAAGGAAAGGAUACUUUCAAGAAACCAGUGGAUGAAUCUGCGGUCGCUCCUAAAAAGGAUCCUAAUUAUCAGACUCUCUGCGGAUUGAACAAUGAUCUCUUCGGACCGGACAAAAACCCGAAAAAGCAGUUCAAAGCACCCACAAAAGUUGAAAAAGCUGAUGUGAAAGAUCCCCAAUACGAAACAUUGAAUGGAUUGGGUGAAGAAAUGUUCAAGGACGAGAAGAAAGAUGAUGAAGGAAAGAAGAAGGAGUUCAAGCAACCGGAUAAAGUGCAAAAGGCUGAUGCAAAGGAUCCACAAUAUGAGACUUUGAAUGAAGUUGAUAAGGGAAUCUUUAAUAAUGAGGAGAAGAAGAGCGAGAAGAAAGAUGCUGAAAAGAAGGAUGACAAAGAGGAAAAGAAAUCCGAAAUUAAAUAGCUCUUGUAACUCGAAUAAACCAUUUCAUGAAAUAAUUUC
This is a messenger RNA of Caenorhabditis elegans, 940 nucleotides long. It is a transcript of the gene ZC376.8, whose product is annotated as DUF236 domain-containing protein. The record is from RefSeq and is marked reviewed. Bases 65 to 901 code for a protein of 278 amino acids. The transcript is spliced from 4 exons. NCBI's taxonomy places the organism in Eukaryota, Metazoa, Nematoda, Chromadorea, Rhabditida, Rhabditidae.